This is a messenger RNA of Plenodomus lingam JN3, 585 nucleotides long. RefSeq lists its product as uncharacterized. NCBI's taxonomy places the organism in Eukaryota, Fungi, Ascomycota, Dothideomycetes, Pleosporales, Leptosphaeriaceae. The record is from RefSeq and is a predicted model, not a curated record.
AUGACAGGAACGCAAGAACGGAAGGAGGGUACAAGUGAUGGGUUGAUGAAAAUGACAAACAAUCCGAGAAUGUACAAUCUCCAGACCGAGCAAAAGGCCCAUCAAAACUGGGGCGUUGUCGCGCGGAUGAAGAUUCGUGCACUGUUAUUGCCCGAACAUUAUGAUGUCAGCUUCUCCAUUAGCAUUGCCCAUAAGCCUUGCAAGCUUCCGCGACCCGCCGCGCCCACGGCGACCACUGCUGAGUUGAAGAGAGUGCAUGAGGUUACUGGUGUAGCUGCUGUCGAUACGAUCGUAGCUGCCGUAGCUGGUGUCCAUUGGUCGCGCCGGAUUGCUGACAAAGAGCCAGCCAACGGACGCCGGCGCCGGCGGCCGAACGCCCAAGUUUCCACAUUCAACCCCUCCAUACUCGCCCGGAUGGAAAUUAGGAUCACUGCGCAAUCCAUCCCUCUUUCUUGGUCAAAACCCACGAUGACUGUGUGGUCAGCCUGGCAUUUGACACUCGCAAAUGUCUCAGAUUGUCCUCACACACUCUGGAAGCAGAUCCAGCAACCGCUCUACACAACCAUUGCAAGGCCGCUUGCCUGA